Molecule: messenger RNA, 1409 nt
Organism: Nilaparvata lugens (brown planthopper)
Lineage: Eukaryota; Metazoa; Arthropoda; Insecta; Hemiptera; Delphacidae
Product: retinol dehydrogenase 13-like
Exons: 8
Coding region: 352-1281 (309 amino acids)
Source: RefSeq, a predicted model, not a curated record
CUACUGUUUACUAACUUUGAGUAGUUAGUACCUAAAUGAAGCUUCAUGUUUCUAACUCGAUUUCUAAUUGAAAAAUUGUAAUAUUUUUCUUAAAGAUUCAGUACUCUAAUUAAUUACACAAUUAAAAACUUAUUCCCAAUAUCGUAGGCCUAUUACUCUAUUACUCAAUCAGUUCUAAUAAUACUCGUAUAUAUAAUCAAUAGUUAGGCCAAUAAUUCCAUAUUUGAACACUUGUGAAGGUUGCAAUCAUUCCACACUAAAAUGCUCAGAAGUUGAUGUGAAUAACCAUAGUUGUGAUAUUUCAAAGUUAUCUCAAACUCAAUUAUCUCGAUAUCUCAUCUACAGUCGAAAAUGGGAAUUUUCAUCAAUGGUAAAUGUCGGAGUAAAGCACGCUUGGAUGACAAAACAGCCAUAGUGACUGGAUGUAACACAGGCAUCGGCAAAUACACUGUUAUGGAUUUGUGUAGAAGAGGAGCACGAGUGGUAAUGGCCUGUCGUAAUUUGGACAAAGCUGAGGAGGCGGCGAAACAGAUAAGGGAUAGGCUUGAACAUAACCAAAAUGCGGGGAAAAUCUCCAUUAAACAUCUUGAUCUUUCAUCGCUUUCUUCAGUCAGAACUUGUGCUGGAGAGAUUCUCAGAGAAGAGCCAUGUAUUCACUUAUUAAUCAAUAAUGCAGGUGUUAUGAUGUGCCCACACCAGUUGACAGAGGAUGGAUAUGAAUACCAGUUGGCGACAAACCACCUGGGUCACUUUCUGUUCACUCUAUUAUUGUUGCCAAGGAUAUUGAACUCAGCUCCAGCUAGAGUUGUCAACCUUUCCUCCAUGGCACAUUUGAUUGGAUCGUUUGAUUUUGAUAACAUUAAUAAGAAGCAGAAUUCACUUUUAGCUUAUGCCAGAUCUAAACUGAGCAAUAUUUUGUUCUCAAACGAACUGGCAAGGAGACUCAAAGACACAGGUGUGACAGUGUAUAGUGUACACCCGGGUAUAGUGGAUACUGAACUGGAUAGGCAUUUCGAUGCGACGAUUUUCUCAGGAUCCAAAGCGUUUCUUAGAUCUUUCGGGUGUCUGUACAAAAAAACUGUGAAACAGGGCGCACAAACAACGCUGUAUUGUGCCCUUGAUGAGAAAACUGCGAAUGAAACAGGCCUCUACUACAGCGACUGUGAAGCAGCUGUGACGAGUCCUAAAGCAACUGAUCCAAAGCUGGCCAAACAGCUAUGGGAUUUGAGCUUGCAAAUGGUGCACUGGGAUCACAAUACUGAUCCUUUCAAACAAGGCUAGCAAAAUUGCUCAGAAAGAAGCAGCUUACAGGAACAGACAUGGAAAUGUGUUCACCUAUAUUUCUGUUCAUACUUUUAGAAAUAUAAAAUUAUUAAAGUUUUAUUCUACUUCUAUUGACGAUCAAUACC